CGAUCCCCUGACUCAACCUGAAAUCAGCGCCUCUGUCCCACAGUCACCCAGUUAAUUUUAACCUUGACCUCCCACAGCUGUAACUGCUUUACCCGGUCUAGAAAAACUCCCUGAUCCCACCCUCUCCCUCUCCUAUGAAGCAACAGUGGAGAGGAAAAACGCAACCCAUUCCUUUAAGAAAGAUUCCCCCUCCUCUCUUAGAAGCCAGCGCCUGAUGGUAAUUGCGGAGUCUCCAAGUCAUACUCGUUACUCCUCAGCGUUGGGAGCCACAGCCGCCGCCGCCGGUCCGAGGCUGCAGUGGGUUUCUGUGCAGCAAGCACUGCAGAAUCCACGCCAAGGAAAGGAAGACAGACAGACACACGGCUGCUGCCCUGCACACCGAAGCCUUUGGAUCUUCAGAGAGAACAAGGAGAGUACACAGACUUGAAACAUGAGUUCGGAUACCAGCCACGAAGUGAUCACUACUCCUCUUCCUCCGAGUAUGCCUCACAAAGAGAGAUACUUUGAUCGAAUUAAUGAAAAUGAUCCAGAAUACAUUCGGGAGAGAAACAUGUCUCCUGAUCUACGACAAGACUUCAACAUGAUGGAGCAGAGAAAGCGAGUUACUCAGAUUCUACAGAGUCCUGCCUUUCGGGAAGACCUGGAAUGCCUUAUUCAAGAACAGAUGAAGAAAGGCCACAACCCGACUGGGUUACUAGCGUUACAGCAGAUUGCAGAUUACAUCGUGACCAGUUCUUUCUCCGGCUUCUCUUCACCUCCACUCAGUCUUGGCAUGGUCACACCUAUUAAUGACCUUCCGGGUACAGAUACAUCCUCGUAUGUAAAAGGAGAAAAACUUACUCGUUGUAAGCUUGCCAGCCUGUACAGACUCGCAGAUUUAUUUGGAUGGGUUCACCUGGCAAAUACAUACAUCUCAGUAAGAAUAAGUAAGGAACAAGACCACAUUAUCAUAAUUCCCAGAGGCCUGUCUUUUUCUGAAGCCACAGCUUCCAAUUUGGUGAAAGUCAAUAUAAUAGGAGAAGUGGUUGACCAGGGAAGUACUAAUUUGAAAAUUGACCAUACAGGAUUCAGUCCCCAUGCUGCAAUCUAUUCAACACGUCCUGAUGUUAAGUGUGUGAUACACAUCCACACCCUUGCUACAGCAGCUGUGUCCUCCAUGAAGUACGGGAUCCUUCCAAUUUCUCAAGAGUCCCUUAUCCUGGGAGACAUCGCCUAUUAUGACUACCAAGGAUCACUUGAUGAACAGGAGGAGAGAAUUCAACUGCAGAAAGUUCUGGGGCCAAGUUGUAAGGUGCUGGUACUCAGGAAUCAUGGAGUGAUAGCACUUGGAGAAACAGUUGAAGAGGCUUUUCAUUAUAUUUUUAAUGUGCAGAUAGCCUGUGAGAUUCAGGUGCGGGCAUUAGCAAGCUCAGGUGGAGUAGACAAUCUUCUCGUUCUGGACCUCCAGAAGUAUAAAGCUUUCACUCACACUACAGCAGCAGCUGGAGGAGGAGGGGUGAACAUGGGUUCUCAGCAGAAAUGGAAGGUUGGAGAAGUUGAAUUUGAAGGGCUGAUGAGGACUCUGGAUAAUUUGGGGUAUAGAACAGGCUAUGCAUACAGGCAUCCUCUCAUGCGAGAGAAGCCUCGGCACAAGAGUGAUGUGGAAAUCCCAGCCACUGUGACUGCUUUUUCCUUUGAAGAUGAUACAGUGCCACUCUCUCCUCUCAAGUACAUGGCACAGAGACAGCAGCGUGAGAAGACGAGGUGGCUGAACUCCCCCAAUACAUACAUGAAAGUGAACGUGCCCGAGGAGUCUCGCAAUGGGGAAACCAGCCCCAGGACCAAAAUCAUGUGGAUGAAAGCAGAAGAUUCUUCCAAAGUUAGUAGUGGAACCCCCAUCAAAAUUGAAGAUCCCAAUCAGUUUGUUCCUUUAAACACAAACCCAAAUGAUGUUCUAGAAAAAAGAAACAAGAUUCGAGAGCAAAACCGGUAUGACUUGAAAACUGCAGGACCACAAUCUCAGUUGCUUGCUGGAAUUGUUGUGGAUAAGCCUCCCUCUACAAUGCAGUUUGAAGAUGAUGACCUGGGCCCGCCAGCUCCUCCUAACCCAUUCAGUCAUCUCACGGAAGGAGAACUUGAAGAAUAUAAAAAAGCAGUCGAACGGAAACAACAGGGCCUAGAAGAUGCUGAGCAGGAAUUACUCUCAGAUGACGCGUCAUCUGUUUCACAAAUUCAGUCUCAAACUCAGUCACCGCAAAAUGUCCCUGAAAAAUUAGAAGAAAACCAUGAGAUAUUUUCCAAGAGCUUCAUCUCCAUGGAAGUGCCUGUCACGGUAGUAAAUGGAAAGGAUGAUAUGCAUGGUGUGGAAGAUGAGCUCGCUAAUCGAGUGAGCAGAUUAACUACAAGUACAACCAUAGAAAACAUCGAGAUUACCAUCAAGUCUCCAGAGAAAAUCGAAGAAGUCCUGUCACCUGAUGGCUCACCUUCAAAAUCGCCAUCUAAGAAAAAGAAGAAAUUUCGCACUCCUUCUUUUCUGAAAAAGAACAAGAAAAAAGAGAAAGUUGAAGCCUAACUAAAGUCUUUUUAUAAUUACUACAAGGUGACAUUGCACAUUUAAAUACCACAUUUAAGUUGAUCAUUAAUAUACAGUGGUAGAUUAGAUUGGGGGGUAUGUAGCAAACUGGACUCUAGAACUGGAAAAGGUUUUACUAAAAGAAAAAUACUAUGAAAAAAAACUUUGAAAGUCAUCUUUUUAUAUGUCCAAAAAUGGCUUUGAAUUUUUAAACAGUUGCUA
Molecule: messenger RNA, 2773 nt
Organism: Fukomys damarensis (Damara mole-rat)
Lineage: Eukaryota; Metazoa; Chordata; Mammalia; Rodentia; Bathyergidae
Gene: Add3
Product: adducin 3
Exons: 15
Coding region: 431-2551 (706 amino acids)
Biological process (GO): barbed-end actin filament capping
Cellular component (GO): plasma membrane; cytoskeleton; postsynaptic density
Molecular function (GO): actin filament binding
Source: RefSeq, a predicted model, not a curated record